AUGGGUGCCUCCGAUACCUACUGUUGUUUCUGUUCAGGUCCAUUAGAAGAUGCACGAGCAGGAUGGUUGUAUAUGCUUACAGAGUAUAUGGAAGACGACGACUCCUGCCAGUGGCCUCCGAAAGAUGGACAAUGGAUUAAUCAUCCAGGUUACCCAGUUCCGACCAAGCCUCUCGAAGAAAUCGUGACGAUAUCGGAUGAGGAUGGUAAAGCUUGGGAUGAUUUUGUUUGUGUGACGCCAGUAUGGCCUGAAACAUAUGUUUCUCCUUCUUGCUCUGUCGAUAGCUACAGCAACGUUGAAAUCAAAGGCAGAGAAGACUGGAAUACAGACGACCAACCCUAUCUUCACAUUCACCGAAUGUGCCUCUCCUUUCUCUGCCGACGCAACGCUAUCACCCCCCGUGAGCUAUGGGAUUCAUUCUACGGUCCUGAUUCGGAUUACCAUAAGUACGAUGAGAGUUUAAACUUUAAAGGUCUCCUCUAUUGCGUGGAGUAUUACGAUAUGGAAGGCAGGGGUGGACAGUCCUUUGGUUUCGCUCCCGAACGUUACGAGCCACCUCCAGGUCGUCCAGACCUAACUUCGACAUGGUGGGAUCCAGAGGGUAUGGAGGACACCAAGUGGAUCUUGAGUAGACCUACUGUUCUCCCCGCACCGCAACCCCUCGAGCUGAGCGUAGUCAAGCCAUCUGCUGUAACUAAGCGGAAAGUAUUCGAAGUCAGUGAACUGUUUGACUUGAUUUUGAACGCUAUCGUCGACAUACCGGAGGAGGUGAUCGAGAGUGAACUCAAAGGCGAGAAGCAGAGUGGGGAAGAAGGAGAGGAGACCGGGGAAGAAAGAGAAGGGGACAAGGAAUCAGGAGAGGAAACCGAGGAAGCAGGAGAAGAUAACGGGGAAGAAGGAGAAGAUAACGGGGAAGAAGGAGAAGAUAACGGGGAAGAAGGAGAAGAUAACGGGGAAGAAGGAGAAGAUAACGGGGAAGAAGGAGAAGAUAACGGGGAAGAAGGAGAAGAUAACGGGGAAGAAGGAGAAGAUAACGGGGAAGAAGGAGAAGAUAACGGGGAAGAAGGAGAAGAUAACGGGGAAGAAGGAGAAGAUAACGGGGAAGAAGGAGAAGAUAACGGGGAAGAAGGAGAAGAUAACGGGGAAGAAGAAGAAGAUAACGGGGAAGAAGGAGAGGAAAACGAAGAAGAAGGAGAGGAAACCGAGGAAGCAGGAGAGGAGAACGGGGAAGAAGGAGAGGAGAACGAAGGAGGAGGAGAGGAAAACGACGAGGACGGAGACGAAGACCUUAUCGAAGCCCCCUCGGCGGUAACAGCUGCUCAAACACUCCUUUCACUAUCCCAAGUCGACCGUUGGUUCUACCACGCCCUCAUUCGAGACCGACAAAGUGUAUUUCUCCAAGCCAUACGCAACUUCGGUUGGAUGCUACCUUGUACUCCAGCAGACUGGACUGACAGUAAAUGGCCAAUGGAUCUGACCACUCAAACACACUUGUCACAACAGACACAUCUCGAUUGGCGUGGCUACAUGAUUACUUGUUUGCGAAGGGACGAUCCCCACGUUCUUAAUCGGUGGAGGUUCAAUAUGAUGGCGGUUCAGUUUGCAAGAGGGACGGAUAGAUAUAGUAAUGAGAACUACCCGGAUUGGUUUUGGAAUGCGGGUAAACUUGGGGCGAAAAGUUCACUGGAGAAGCCGGAGCCGGAAGUUUGGGAGCUUUCACCCGCGAAGACUUCAGGACGGUAA
Messenger RNA from Marasmius oreades (fairy-ring Marasmius), 1743 nucleotides. RefSeq lists its product as uncharacterized. The record is from RefSeq and is a predicted model, not a curated record. The transcript has 3 exons. Bases 1 to 1743 code for a protein of 580 amino acids. Lineage: Eukaryota; Fungi; Basidiomycota; Agaricomycetes; Agaricales; Marasmiaceae.